AUGUCGAUUAUCACAGUUGGUCUAUGGAUUGUAACUAGUAUAUUCUCAUCAACAUCUCUUAUAUUGUUAUUAAAGCACUUAGGCCGUACACUCACAUGCAAAUACACUGUUUUUCUUUCAACAUUUCAUUUCUUGGCAACUUGGGGCUUUCUUCAGAUCCUUGCAUCUACAGGAAAAAUCAAAAAUGACAAAGCCGUUUCAUUCCAGAAACGAAUUUUGCUUGCAUUUCUUGUUGUUGGCUCCAUUGUUUUUAUGAAUUUCAAUUUGGGGGCCAAUUCCAUAGGUUUUUAUCAGAUGUCAAAAUUGGUUUGCGUUCCUUACAUGGUUAUGCAUAAAAUGCUCGUUAAACAUCAAGUUUUUUCAACCUUCGAGUUAAUUUCGCUUACAGUCUUAAUUAUUGGUGUUGCUCUCUUCUCUAUUUCGGAUAUUGAAGUCAACCUCGUUGGUACAAUCUUUGCUCUUGCAGCAAUUCUUUGUACAGUUUAUAACCAGAUGUUUACCGAAGAAUAUCAGAAAGAGUACGGCAUCAGCGGUAAUGAACUUCAGUUAUCCAUUGCUCCAAUCCAAUUUGUCCUUGGAUGCAUUUCAUCCGUUGGAAUUGAAGCAUUUGGCGAAAAAGGUUAUUUACAUCAUCACUUUACCAUGAAAGAAGUCAUUCUCAUGUUUUUAACAUGUGUGUUUGCCGUUGGUGUCAAUUUAUCUACAUUUAACUUGAUUGGCACUACAUCAUCGAUUACUUACCAAGUUGUCGGCCAUUUCAAGACAAUACUCCUUCUCGUCUUUGGCUACAUCUUCUUCCCAUCCAAAUGGGGGUCAACUUUCCAAAUGAUCAAAGCAUAUACCGGAAUUGUCAUUGCUUUGUGCGGAGUUUUCAUGUAUUCUAAAGCUAAAAUGGCACCAAAGAAACAAGAUUCUGUUCCAUUAUUAGAAAACAAACAAGAACAAGUUUAA
This is a messenger RNA of Trichomonas vaginalis G3, 951 nucleotides long. RefSeq names its product carbohydrate transport. NCBI's taxonomy places the organism in Eukaryota, Parabasalia, Trichomonadida, Trichomonadidae. The coding region runs from base 1 to 951 and encodes 316 amino acids. The transcript has a single exon. The record is from RefSeq and is a predicted model, not a curated record. Gene Ontology annotation, cellular component: Golgi apparatus. Gene Ontology annotation, molecular function: antiporter activity; nucleotide-sugar transmembrane transporter activity.